Molecule: messenger RNA, 699 nt
Organism: Lodderomyces margitis
Lineage: Eukaryota; Fungi; Ascomycota; Pichiomycetes; Serinales; Debaryomycetaceae
Gene: HMO1
Product: Hmo1p
Exons: 1
Coding region: 1-699 (232 amino acids)
Source: RefSeq, a predicted model, not a curated record
AUGUCUGAAUUGAAAGCAAGCAAGGACGCAUUGAUUGCAUCCCUUUUUGAAUUAUCGAAAGCUGCUCAAGAGGCUGCUAAAAAUGCUGUUGAUUUCUACAAGAUAGCCACUGGAGGCAAUGAAGACGUGACAGCCGAGCAAUUACAAGGUAUUCAAGAAGCCAUGAAGGCUGCUGCUGAUUCUGCUUCUGGUGUUAAGCAUGGUUUAGAAGGUGCUUCCAAUGGCGAUAAGAAAAAGAGAAAGGUUGAAAAGGAUCCAAAUGCCCCAAAGAAGCCAUUAACCAUGUUCUUUGCCUUUAGUUUCCACUUGCGUAAGUUAAUUGCAGAGGAAAGAAAGAAAAAGGGAUUGCCUAACCUCGGUGCAAUUGACUUGAACCAAAGGGUCAAAGAACGUUGGGAUAAUAUCAGCGAAGAAGAGAAAUCCAAAUGGAAACACAAGUAUGAAGAGGAAAUGAAACUAUACAAUGCUGAAAAAGCCAAAUAUGAACAGAGCUUGAAAGAUGGAUCUGACUACAAACGUCCUGAACAUCCAUAUUCGAGCGGAUACGAGGAAACUAAUACUCCUUUGGCCGAAGAAGUUGUUGAAGAGGAAGAGGCUGACAUCCCCGCACCAUCUUUGUCCCAAGAAGAAUUGAAAAAGAAGAAAAAGAAGCAAGAAAAGAAAGAAAAGAAGAAGAAGUUAGCCGCUGGUUCGCCAUAA